UUUGAGAGUUAAGACAUGGAUAGGAUACACCUUGAUGAACGGAACACAAAUAAAGGAAGUCAGGUCUAAAUGUGAGAAAUGCAUUCUGUGUAUAAUAAAUAUUAUUUACAAUUUUGAUAAAUAAAAACUUCAGAAGAUUGUUUAAACUCUAUUGUGCCUAAACAUUCUCUAAGCAUCUGGCCAUCUCUAAAGAACGAUGUUGUUAAACGUUUUUUUGGAGAAAAAAAAUGCUGAGUUUUCUGGGGUUUUUUUUAAUGGGGAACAUGCAGUUUCCUAGUCAGCAUAUCCUCCACGCACCUGGCAAGCAUUAGGGAAUAUCAGGGGCGUGGGGGGGGGGUGGAAUUUUCAUUGUUACGGCUGCAUCAUCAGAUUUUUCUCUUAGGGUUGACUCCCUUAGUAGGUCAUCAUCUCUUUGUUGAGCCACUGUCCAAGGAUGGCGAGUGCCACACGACCAUCCAUUAUAAACCAAGGAAUGUAUAUUAUAUUACGAAUUUAAAAAUUAAAGUUUAACAAAUAAUGAAAUGAUGAAUAAUGAAGGUAAGAUGGCCCAUGUCAAAAGAUGGCCGAUGUCAAAAGAUGGCCCAUGUCAAAAGAUGGCCCAUGUCAAAGAAAGAGUCGGUUAAUUCCCAUUCCAAAAAUUAAGUGCAGUCUCUUGCAGUAGCGCUAGGGGGGCGGGGGGUAGGCUGUAGUUGUGCUGAACGCAACGGUUGACACCACACGGGAUGUUUAUACCUCAGACUGGGAUGACGAGAAAAUCCAUGGAAAAUGGCUCAUUUGACAGAGCUUGCUCGAGUCGGCUUCAGAAGAAUCUAAUAUGACAACCAAGAAGGUGUUACAAAAAUAGUGUGCAUCUGAACGUAGUCCCACGACAACGGCUUGCCACCAGAACGUGGUACCACCAUAACAGUUUGCCACCAGAACGUGGUCGCACAGAAGCGGCUUGCCACCAGUUCCACAACAGCGGUUUGCCACCAGAACGUGGUCCCACCACAGUGGUUUGCCACCAGAACGUAGUCCCACCACAGCGGUUUGCCACCAGAUAGUGGUCCCACCACAGUGGUUUGCCACCAGAACGUAGUCCCACCACAGCGGUUUGCCACCAGAACGUGGUCCCACCACAACAGUUUGCCACCAGAACUAAGCCCCACCACAGAAGUUUGCCACAAGAGCAUGACGCCUACAGAUAGCAACCACCACCCGAGCUGGGUGCAGGCAGAGAAACCAGACGCGGAGGAUGUCCUCGGGUGACAUCUGGAGGGCGUGAAGCCUUGCGCUUACCGCCCUCGCAGAUGCCACCCCUAGAGACGCCACAUGGCGAUAUUAUUAUAAUUGUAUUUAUGAAUUUACGAUUCAUUAAACCAAGUUGCACCUUAAUUAGCCUUAGAAAAAUAUUUAUCUUUAGAUUGAUUCUGUUAAACAAAAUGCUCACUCUGAUUGGACAAAUAGUACGUCGUUAUUAGCAUUAAAAAAUUUAAGUCAUUUAAUUUACGACAAAACUUGGUAAGUGAUUAAUGUGGUGGUAUGAUGUAAUUAUUAACAUAAUACAGAGUAUAAUUCUGACGGAUUAGAUCAACAUUUAAAGGUGAAAGACAGUGCAUUUCAAGCUAAAUACUUUAUCUAAAUAGAGUAUAAUUAUCUUAAAAAUUGAUCAAUUAUUUUGAAAAUUUCACAAUUAAAUUUAAUUGUUCUCUAGACAUGUCCCUUGCCAGGUGCGCAAUUUUCUGCACUGGAGGUUGUGAAAGUGCGACUUUUAGUCGUAUACUAAACCGAUGCGUGACAUUCAAAGAAAAAAUCAUUGAAAGUUCUAUCAAACGAACAAUGGAUGCACAUUGGUACGUCAUUUACAAGAAUGGGCCAGGUAAAUAUUUAUGAGAAUAUCGAUAUGUAUAGAAUAUUUUGUAUAACCUUAGAUUAAUUUCAUCUGUGGCAAAUAACGAUAUUAGUCAUUUUAAAUGCUUAAAAAUAUGUCGAUAAAAUGUUGGCCAUGUAUUGGAUUUGCAAAAACCCACGUUCGUAAAUAAUUUCUGGCAUAUCUCUUUAAGCUGUCAAGUGUUCUUUCUAUUAAUUAUCAUAAUCACAUAAUUUAACAUUAUUUCAAUAGCUGAGUUUGACGAUUGGACGAUCCCUGUUGAAUGUUUACAAUUGACUUAUUCUAACACAUGCACGCGACAUUUCAGGAGCUUCAUCCUGGAUCAAUGGGUUAAUAUUGAUAAGGUGAGUUCAAUGGGUUAAUAUUGAUAAGGUGAGUUUAAUGGGUUAAUAUUGAUAUGGUGAGUUUAAUGGGUUAAUAUUGAUAUGGUGAGUUUAAUGGGUUAAUAUUGAUAUGGUGAGUUUAAUGGGUUAAUAUUGAUAUGGUGAGUUUAAUGGGUUAAUAUUGAUAUGGUGAGUUUAAUGGGUUAAUAUUGAUAUGGUGAGUUUAAUGGGUUAAUAUUGAUAUGGUGAGUUUAAUGGGUUAAUAUUGAUAUGGUUAUUUUAAUGUGUUUAAAAUGUAAACAUCUUUUAUGCAAGUUUUGAAAUUGCUGGUGUUAUUGGAUAUCAGGUAAAUAAAAUACAUUACAAACAUGUAUAUUUCUUUUUAUGUCUCUGUUAAGAACAAUGGAAAAUCGAUUUACUAGUGGAAAAGAGUGUUUUAAAAUAUUUUGAAUAGCAACAUGAUCCAAAUAAUUUGGCCUCAUUAAUGAAUGUGUUCUGGUGUAUACAAAACACAGGUAAAGCUUUCACUUUACAACGACGGGGUCGAAAUGAAGUAUAUUCUGUUUGAUGGGAGAGGACCAUCAUGGUACUCCUGGUUUGAACAGUCGAGGAUUCUCAACUCAUCAUGGACGAACAUCAUAAGUGACCCCAACAUUAAAGAUUUUAGCAUAGACGGGUAGGCUAUUUUUUAAAUAGAAUUUGAUUUAUUUUUGUCAUGUUUUUUUUUCUUUCUGUGUGUUGGUGUGGUUGGUGUUGGUGUGGUUGGUGUUGGUGUGGUUUGAUCGUUAUGAUUGGUUUAUCGUUAUGAUUGGUUUGAUCGUUAUGAUUGGUUUGAUCGUUAUGAUUGGUUUGAUCGUUAUGAUUGGUUUGAUCGUUAUGAUUGGUUUGAUCGUUAUGAUUGGUUUGAUCGUUAUGAUUGGUUUGAUCGUUAUGAUUGGUUUGAUCGUUANGUGUUGGUGUGGCUGGUGUUGGUGUGACUGGUGUAGGUGUGGUUGGUGUUGGUGUGGUUGGUGUUGGUGUGGACUGAUGUUCGUGUGGUUUGUGUUGGUGUGGUUGGUGUUGGUGUGGCCUGGUAUUGGUGUGGUUGGUGUUGGUGUGGUGUGGUCUGGUGUGGUUGGUGUUGGUGUGGUUGGUGUUGGUGUGGCUGGUGUUGGUGUGGUUGGUGUAGGUGUGGUUGGUUUUGGUGUGGUUGGUGUUGGUGUGGACUGGUGUUGGUGUGGCUGGUAUAUUUAAUUAAGGUUGCCAUUUCAAAAACACUUGAGUAGGAGAGGCCAUUUUUUAGAUGUGUAGAGGAGGAACGCUACUAAUCGGACAGCACGUGGUACACAUGGGGCCGUCACUACCUCUAAACAGGAGAGGUAAUGAAAAGCUCAUCACUGAUUGGUAACUCCCAAAAAUAAUUAUAAACCUACUAAUACUACUAUCGACGGUCUCCUCCCUACAGAUUAGAUGACGGGUAUAGCAUACAUCGCUUCUCGAUAUACGGUCCAUACAAUGGAUGCGAUAUGGAAACCACCUAUUUAUUUGCACUGGAUAUAUUCCAAGACGCUUGUUCACCAGAAUGGCCAAUGACUAUAACAAGCUUUCCGAAGAUUAUUUAUUCACCUGGAGACAACAUGGCGCCAAUGCAUGGCUCACCCACCGGUACGUCUAGUAGAAUCUCAAAGUAGGUAUACAAUAUAUUGGCAGAGUAACGAUAAAAAAAUAUGUGCUUCUAUUUUUAUUCACGUUUGAUAUCGGCAAGGAAAGAGAAAAAACAAUAUUGUUUUUGUAUUGGUAAAGAUGUAAAAAAAAAAUGUCGCUGCUACAUUUUCUAUUGAUGAUUGAGUUACAAAACAGUGGAACUAACUGAAAUGUUAACCAUUUUUCCAUAAAAAGCGAUAGACAUUACCUACUCUAUACAUUAUGUGCUUGACAAGUGAAUGACUGCCCAGCGACCGAGUGACUGUUGACCGACUGACUACCGACCGACUGACUAUAGCGAACGACUGUCUAACGACCGACUGACUAGCGAACGACUGUCUAACGACUGUGAGUAUAGCGAACGACUGUCUAACGACCGUCUGACUAACGAACGACUGACUUAUGACUGACUAAGGACUGACUAAAGACCGACUGACUACUUCUUUAAACUCAGCUGUAUAGCUAUUGCUCACGUGACGUUAACCACAUAAAAAAAUAAAACAAAUGUUUGUUCCGUUUUUUAAAAAAAAUUCAGUAUGUUUUUGGUAUACACCAUAAUGUAAACUUUAACAGCGUAUAAUACUACAAUAAAAAACAUUAAACUUACUUUCAUUUCAGCAUAUCGUUAUGCAGAUGUCAUGGCCAUCUUAGUCAAGUUUACGUCACCAUGACAUGUUAUAGCAUUAACACUUCUAAUGUCACUAAAGCCUCACAGGCAUACAUCACAGCCUAUAUGAAAUAUAUAGUUUUAAAGUGACGUUUUUUUUUUUAGAUAAACAAAAAAAAAAAAACAAGAAUACUAAAAUCUGACG
Lymnaea stagnalis (great pond snail) is the source of this 4688-nucleotide messenger RNA. The record is from the annotation of a GenBank genome assembly. Lineage: Eukaryota; Metazoa; Mollusca; Gastropoda; Lymnaeidae.